Molecule: messenger RNA, 1474 nt
Organism: Hibiscus syriacus
Lineage: Eukaryota; Viridiplantae; Streptophyta; Magnoliopsida; Malvales; Malvaceae
Product: cyclin-H1-1-like
Biological process (GO): regulation of cyclin-dependent protein serine/threonine kinase activity; regulation of transcription by RNA polymerase II
Cellular component (GO): nucleus; transcription factor TFIIK complex
Molecular function (GO): cyclin-dependent protein serine/threonine kinase regulator activity
Source: RefSeq, a predicted model, not a curated record
AGAGUGUUGAGUGGCUGGAGGAAAUGUUUGCAUAGCUGCGAUCGAAAUUGCUGGGUCAGAGCCACCGAGUUUCUGAGUCUUCAUGGCUGAUUUUCAUACAUCGUCUCACAGAGCUAAGUGGAUCUCCUCUCCUCGAGAGCUGGUUGAGAAAUACAAGAGUGUUAAUCAAAGAGCAAUACAAACACUGGAGAAGUAUGGAACAACUCAAAUGGGAGUAGAUGCUGAAGGUUCAAUAUCGUACCCUGAACCUAUUGCAAGGGAUAAUGCUGACAAGCGUCCAAAACCUCUUAACAUUGAAGAAGAACAAUUCAUGCGGGUGUUUUAUGAGAACAAACUUCGAGAAGUUUGUAGUGCUUUCUACUUUCCUAAUAAAAUUCAGGCAACAGCACUUAUUUUUUUCAAAAGGUUUUACCUGCAGUGGUCGGUCAUGGAACAUCAUCCAAAACAUAUAAUGUUAACCUGUGUGUAUGCGGCCUGUAUAGAAGAAAAUCAUGUGUCAGCUGAGGAGCUUGGUAAGGGGAUUUCACAGGAUCAUCAGAUGAUUCUCAAUUACGAGAUGGUUGUGUAUCAGUGUCUGGAAUUUGAUCUCAUUGUUUUUGCACCCUAUCGUUCACUUGAAGGUUUUUUCAAUGACAUGGAGGAAUUCUGUGGAGUAAAGGAUGAUGAAAAUCAAAUGCUAAAGGAUUUGCAAGAAACUGCAAGGCUGGAAGUUGACAAAAUUAUGCUUACUGAUGCUCCACAUCUAUUUCCUCCCGGCCAGUUGGCACUGGCUGCUUUACGCAGCGCAAAUGAGAUGCAUAGAGUUCUCGACUUUGAGGGAUACCUAAGAAGUCUUCUCGCACGGCAGAAUUCCGAGAACUCCGUUUUGCUGUUUAUAGAAUCUCUAAAUGCUAUAGAUGUUUGGGUUAGGAAAUACAAGUUCCCCACGGAAAAGGAUAUGAGGCACAUAAACCGGAAGCUGAAAUCUUGUUUGGGGCAUGACGAUAAGAAGCAGGAGAAGAAAAGGCACAAAUCCCAUAAGAGUUCAAAUGAAGCUUAGAACGAACCGUCAUCGUCCCUUGCUUAACCGUAUAUUUUCGCUUGCACAUUAGAGUUGACAUUAUAGUCCAGAUUAUCCCGGUACCAAUCUGGUGGGAGGCCGGGAAUGACAAGGUCAAACCAUUAACAAGGGUUAUUGAAACAACCCGUUUACGGCAGAGUCAGUUCGUUUAGCGAACAUCGGUACAUUCUGUAUGGUAACCGGACCCUUUGGGGAAUAAGCUAAACCCUUUUGAUAUGAGGUUGCUGACCAUUGGGCUCUCAUUUCAUAUGAUGGAGAUUAGGCUUUUUUGGUACUUGGAAAGUGAAUUCUGGCUUGAGGAAUAACUUCGACUACAUAGGACUUGCUUCUUGCAAUUUUUUCUCUGGCAAAUUCUUCGCACAACAUCAAGGUGCUUUCUUCUAUCGAAGAGAUGCUCUUUUAAUUAGAGCUCUA